Messenger RNA from Cloeon dipterum, 1883 nucleotides. RefSeq names its product sorting and assembly machinery component 50 homolog B. Gene Ontology annotation, biological process: mitochondrial respiratory chain complex assembly; protein insertion into mitochondrial outer membrane. The record is from RefSeq and is a predicted model, not a curated record. Lineage: Eukaryota; Metazoa; Arthropoda; Insecta; Ephemeroptera; Baetidae. Bases 154 to 1524 code for a protein of 456 amino acids. Gene Ontology annotation, cellular component: outer membrane. The transcript has 9 exons.
CAUCUAUUGUUGGAGAGAAGCAACAAUCCUAUUUUUCAUUCGCUGUCAGAACAGAAACCGAAAAAUUAUUUUGAAAACAUUGAAAUUCGCUGGCUGCUUGUAAAUUAGAAUGAGGAAUUUGUAUUGAGAGGCUAGAAAUUUAGAGUUCAUAAUAUGGGCACGGUUCAAGCAAAGGAAAAGCAUACGAUGGUCCGAGUGCCUGUCGAGCAGGCUCCACUGCUGGACUUCAAAAAAGACGUCCGCGUUGACAGAGUCAAUGUUACUGGCCUUAAGAGGACGAAAGACGACUUCAUAAAACCAAUUGUCAGAGAGCUUUUUCAUGCAACUAACUUUGGAGACGUGCUGGUCAAAGCAGACAAAGUUCAUCGCCGGCUGGAAAAUUUGGAAUGCUUCAAGAACAUAGAAAUUUUUGUAGACACCAGCAAAGGCCCAAAAGCAAGUCCUGAUGGGAUUGAGGUCACUUUCGACGUAACAGAAAUGAACUGGUUGUUGGGCAGUGUCAACGCCAUGGCAGGUUCUGAAGAGGCCGCUUUGGUUGUUGGCGGGAGGGCGCCAAAUAUUCUGGGACGAGGAGAAAAAGUGCAGCUUGAAUACACACACAGCAACACGCACAACACCAACAUGGCUCUGUCCGUCUCCAAGCCUUUGGUCAACAUGAAAAGCAACGCAAAAAUCAAAUCGUCAAUCUACCAGUCCAACGCUUCUUUCGGUGCAUCAGGCUUCAAUGAGCAAGAUCGGGCUGCUAAUAUCGCUUUUGAGUUUAAUUCUGCGCCAAAUGUCCACCACACCGUGCUCUGGGAGGCUGUCUGGCGCUACUUGGACUCGACCACGCGCACUGUGCCAAUGUCGGUGAGGGAGCAGAAUGGUCAUUCAAUGAAGAGCUCGCUCAUCCACUCCAUCACCAUGGACAGGCGUAACAAGCCUGUGUUUCCCAGCUCUGGCACUCUAAUCGACAUCACGACCGAGUUCGCAGGUCUUGGAGGAGACGUUGGUUUUGUCAAAAAUGAGAUCAAAAUGCAGGCAAACGUCAGCCUUUUCAAGGACUUUGUUUUGCAAGGCACUCUUCAGAAAGGCUUGCUGAGCGAGUAUUCUGACAACAAGACGUCACACAUCUGCGAUCGCUUCUUCCUCGGAGGUGCAACUUCCGUCAGAGGAUUUGAAUUUCGAGGUCUAGGGCCACACGAGGAUAACAUCUCGUUGGGUUCAGAGCUCUACUGGGCUGCUGGACUUCACCUUUACGCGCCACUGCCUUUCAAAGUGUUUGAACGCAACUUUGGUGACUUCUUCAGGACCCACCUGUUCGUCAACGCUGGAAACCUUGGAAAGUUUGAUUCUGGCAUGGACUAUCGAGACUUCUUUAAGCAAAUGGUCGCGAGUGCACGGAUGUCAUGCGGCGCGGGACUGGCGGUCAGGAUAGGAAAUUCUGCUCGUUUUGAAAUCAACUACUGCGUUCCAGUGAGCGUCCAGCAGGGAGACAGGCCUAUCAAAGGAUGCCAGCUAGGCGUGGGAAUUAGCUUCCUCUAAGGAGAAUUUAGUAAAUUAAAAAGUCACCGUCGUAAAUGUCGUACUCCUUUAUUUGAGCCAUCAUUUAUCGCAAUAUGCUUUUAUUAUAUCAGUCAUUCAAAAUUUUACUUAUUGUGGCCUUCUGACGCUGUAUUAAAGUCUAUUUUCUAGUUUUCUAGUCAAGUGGGCUAGACGUACAAUAACUUCUGUCAAUGGUUGUAUUAUUUGUUUUGAUGGCUGCCUUGGAUUCUUUUGAAUUGCAUGGGUCACCUCAAAAGCUAUAGUUGAGCUGCCUAGAUGCAAUGGUUCGUCAAAAUAUAGUUUGGUUUAAUAUUCCUGUGUAAAACUGCCUCAAUAAAUGAAGAAAUGUUGUUAUUGAA